Messenger RNA from Aspergillus mulundensis, 486 nucleotides. RefSeq names its product GNAT family N-acetyltransferase. Lineage: Eukaryota; Fungi; Ascomycota; Eurotiomycetes; Eurotiales; Aspergillaceae. Gene Ontology annotation, molecular function: acyltransferase activity, transferring groups other than amino-acyl groups. The record is from RefSeq and is a predicted model, not a curated record. The transcript has a single exon. The coding region runs from base 1 to 486 and encodes 161 amino acids.
AUGUUAGAGGACCUGAACAUAUCGGACAUCCAUUCCUUAGGCAAGCCCCAGGCUAUUGAGGUUCUUUCGCAGAUCACACGCAUCGAGAAGAAGACUUUUCCCGCUAGUGAGGCGUAUCCUUUUGGCGAGGAGCUCUGGCGCAAAAAGCCAAACACCAGAGUAAUCUAUGUGACCCUAGCACCACAGGGGCCGUUGAUCGCCUAUGCCCUCUAUGUUCGUCAGAAAGGGGCUGCCUUCCUGCACAAGGUUUGCGUCGCAGAGGCAUUCCGCCAGAAGGGCGUUGGGAUGCAAUUGAUGAAGUUCAUUCGAACUCGGCUGCAAAAGGAAGGUUGCCAGUGUGUUCAUCUCUGGGUCGACAAGGGCAGGGAACCUGCGCGGUCUCUGUACAUCCGUAAUGGCUUUGAGGAACGCGAGAGGUUUCCUGAUUACUAUGCACCAGGCCGUGACGGCAUCAAAAUGGUCCUCGAUCUUGAGCGUGGUACCUGA